AUGGUGAAAUGCGAUGAUGCUUUCAUCAACAUAGAGGUCACACCCGAACAGGGGGAGGAGGAGGAGGAGGAGGAGGAGGGGGAGGAGGAGGAGGAGGAGGAGGAGGAGGAAGAGGAGGAGGAGGAGGAAGAAGAGGAGGAGGAAGAGGAAGAGGAAGAGGAAGAGGAAGAGGAAGAGGAGGAGGAGGAAGAGGGGAGGGGAAAGGAAGCGCAGGUCGGGGAGCAGACGGAGGUGUUCACAUUUGCGGCAGUGUCCUUGCAGGUGCAGGUGGAGCCUGUUGGCCGCUGGUUUGAAGCUUUUGUUAGACGCAGGAGUAGAAACAUCUCUGCGUCGUUCCAAGAGCUGGAGGAAGAGGAGGAGUCUUCAGAGGAUGAAGAGGAUGAGGAGCUCACGCUGCAGGAAUGUCCCAUCCUCCGGACACUCGACCCCAAAGAGUGGAAGAACCAGGAUCACUAUGCUGUGCUGGGCCUGCCUCACGUCCGAUACAGAGCCACUCAGAAACAGAUCAAAGCAGCACAUAAGGCCAUUGUUCUGAAACAUCACCCAGACAAACGGAAAGCAGCUGGAGAACAGAUUGUAGAAGGAGACAAUGACUACUUCACCUGCAUCACCAAAGCCAUCGAGGUGCUCUCCGAUCCAGUGAAGCGACGGGCCUUUGACAGCGUGGAUCCCACCUUCGACAACAGUGUGCCUUCAAAGAGCGAAGCAAAAGACAACUUCUUUCAGGCGUUCAACCCAGUGUUUGAGAGGAACGCGCGCUGGUCUUCCAAGAAGCACAUCCCAAAACUGGGCACACUGGAGUCCACCUUCGAGGAAGUGGACACUUUCUACUCCUUCUGGUAUAACUUUGACUCGUGGAGGGAGUUUUCAUACCUGGAUGAAGAGGAGAAGGAAAAAGCAGAAUGUCGGGAUGAGAGACGGUGGAUUGAGAAGCAGAACCGUGCAUCCAGGGCUCAGAGGAAGAAGGAGGAGAUGAACCGCAUCCGCACCUUAGUCGACACAGCCUACAGCUGUGAUCCUAGAAUAAAGAAAUUUAAAGAGGAAGAAAAGGCCCGAAAAGAGUCCGAGAAAAAAGCCAAAGCAGAUGCCAAGAAGAGGGAGCAGGAGGAGAAGGAGAAGGCUCGUCAAGCGGAGCUGGAGACUGCUCGUUUGGCCAAAGAGAAGCAGGAGGAAGAGGCGCGCCAUGCUGCUCUCCAGGCAAAGAAGGAGAAAGACAUCCAGAAGAAGGCCAUAAAGAAGGAGCGGCAGAAGCUUCGCACCAGCUGCAAGAACUGGAAUUACUUUUCUGAUAACGAGGUGGACAGUGUGAAGAUGUUGGAGGAAGUGGAGAAACUUUGUGACCGGCUGGAACUCACCAGUUUGCAAUCAUUGAAUGAGACCCUUGCGUCUGGAUCCAAAGAGGAAAGCAAAGCGGCUGUCGAGAAGCAGGUGGAGGAGGUGAACGCAUGUCUUCAACGGGAGCGCGAGGCAGAGGUCCAGGCGCAGCAGGUGGCUCGGGCCUCAGAGCAGGCCUCAGGAGGAGGCGGGUCCACAGGGAAGGGCUGGAUUCAAGACGACUUGCAGCUGCUGAUAAAAGCGGUCAACCUGUUUCCAGCCGGCACAAAUGCCAGGUGGGAGGUCAUUGCAAACUACAUGAACAUCCACUCAACCAGCGGCACAAAGAGGACGGCCAAAGACGUCAUUAACAAGGCGAAGAACCUGCAGAGGCUGGAUCCAAACCAGAAAGAUGAGAUUAACAAAAAAGCCUUUGAGAAGUUUAAGAAGGAGCACUCCUGUGUCCCCCCCUCCAUCGACAAUGCCAUGCCCUCAGAGAGAUUUGACGGCUCAGAGAAUAACUCUGCUGCCUGGACGACAGAGGAGCAGAAGCUGUUGGAGCAGGCGCUGAAGUCUUUCCCCGUGAGCACGACUGAGCGCUGGGAGAAGAUUGCUGCUGCAGUUCCCGGAAGGAGCAAGAAGGACUGCAUGAAGAGAUACAAGGAGCUGGUGGAAAUGGUGAAAGCCAAAAAAGCAGCCCAAGAACAAGUUCCUGGAAAGAGUAAAAAAUGA
Knipowitschia caucasica is the source of this 2046-nucleotide messenger RNA. The record is from the annotation of a GenBank genome assembly. Lineage: Eukaryota; Metazoa; Chordata; Actinopteri; Gobiiformes; Gobiidae.